AUUGCCUAAACGAGAAGUUUGCAAAAAUAGCUCAUUUUUUUUUGUUUGUUGCUUUUUUUUUAAAAUCAAGUGUGAUCAAUGAUUGAGAAUAGAUUAUGCAAAAGAGAAGAACUACAUUAAGACAAUAAUGUCGGAAUAAAAAUAUUUUGUUUUCCGGUCACACUGGUAGUUAAGUCUUCACAUCUUAGAAGCAUGCUUCGUGGGUUUUGGUUUUCAAAUAUAGAGAGUUGGAAUGAUAAUUGUGAGCUGUAGCAUUUAUAGCAUUUAUAUAAUAAGACGGUGAAGGAUAUAAAAUGGUGUUUAUGCACUGCACUCCAAUCUUCUUCGUUUGGAUGACGACUUCCUCGGGUUUGACCGCCACUGAGAUUUUUGUAAAUUGUAAGCGCUGAAUAAACGAUUGCAUCUACUUUGCACACCAAUUAGGAACAAGUAGGUGGGGGAUAGAGAGAGGGAGAGAGAGUCAACGGCAAUGUGAAGCCUGGAAGCAGAAUUAAGGAAAUGGAAUGAAGAUAACCACAGCAUUCCACUUUCAGCUUUAAAAAUACACCCCUUCUUCCUCAAACCCUUUACUUGUUUUCUGUUCUUCCUUCCUUCAAAACCCCUGCAUGGGAUCCUUCUUGUUCAUCCCUGCUGUUUUCUUAUUCUUUGUUGCUGUCUCUGGUAUUUCUUUCACAGAGUUUAUAUACCCGCCUUUCUCUGCUUCACACUAUCAAUUCAUUGACAACGCUGGUACCUUCUUGUCUUCUCGAAAUGGGACAUUCAGAGCUGCUAUGUUUAAUCCUGAUGCUCAGUCCAACUUCUACUUGAGCAUCAUCCAUGAGGUAUCCAAUACCGUCAUCUGGUCUGCCAAUCGCAAUGCUGCCAUCUCUAGUUCUGGUGAGAUGAAUCUCACGGUUAAAGGGCUUAGCAUUUCAGAUGCGGAUGGCAAUCCCGUUUGGUCAACUCCAGCAUUGAAGUCAUCAGUGUAUGCAUUAUUGCUGAAUGAAGUAGGGAAUCUAAUCCUUCUUGAUCAAUUCAAUGGUUCUCUUUGGGAAAGUUUUCACUACCCAACAGACACGAUUGUUAUUGGACAAGAGUUAUCAGUUGGGUCCAUUCUGGCCAGUUCCAGUGGCGCAACAAACUUUUCAACCGGUGAUUACAAGCUCGCACUAAGUUCUUCUGAUGUGAUACUUCAAUGGCAUGGGCAGACAUAUUGGAAGUUGUCAAUGGAUACACGGGCUUAUAAAAACUCAAAUUACGUAGCUGAAUAUAUGGCUAUCAACAGAACAGGUCUUCAGCUUCUUGGUCUUAAUGGAACAAUGGUCGUGAUUCAGGUGCUCUUGACACCUUCUGACUUUCAAAUCGCUCAGUUGGAUCCCUCAGGAAAGUUUAUUGUCAAAAGCUUUUCUGGUUCACAGUGGAACCAGGAAUUUGUGGGGCCAAUUGAUGGUUGUAGAAUUCCAUUCUUUUGUGGCAGAAUUGGUUUGUGUACAGGCUCUGCAUCAACUAACCCUACAUGUUCAUCAUGUCCAUCAACUUUCCAUGUAAGUUCCCAAGAUAAUGGUGGUUGCCUGCCCAAUAGUCCUUAUUCUCCGCCAUUACCCUGUAACUCAACCAAUAACGGCAGUCAGCUGAAUUCAUCAGCCGUUUCAUAUAUCAAGCUUGGCAACGGUAUGGAUUACUUUUCCAUUCUUUUUUCUGAGCCUGUAAAAUACGGUGUUACUUUGUCCAUCUGUCAAGAACUCUGCUCUAGCAACUGCUCUUGCUUGGGAGUUUUCUAUCAAAAUUCGUCUGGUUCUUGCUAUUUGCUUGAAGAUGAGUUGGGGUCCAUUAUUUCAAAUAGUAAUGCUGAUGUAAAUGAUCCAUUGGGUUACAUCAAAGCCCUUGCCCCAACAGACACUAAUAACAGUAACAAUCCCAGUGCUGGAAAAAGAAACUUUCCUGUAGCGGCUCUGGUGCUUUUGCCAUUUACUGGGUUCUCUCUGUUGGCAGCUCUAGGUUUUCUUCUGCACGGAAGACGGAGACGGGCAAAGGAAAAAGAGAUAAAAUUAGGGAGUUUCGACUCACGUUCUUCAGGAGAUAUGGAUGGCUUCUACAUCCCAGGAUUACCUAAGAGGUUUGACUUUGAAGAACUUGAAGUGGCUACAGAUAAUUUUAAGACCCUGAUUGGGUCUGGUGGGUUUGGUGCUGUCUAUAAGGGAAUUCUACGUGAUAAAACUGUCGUAGCUGUAAAGAAGAUAACAAAUGUAGGAGUUCAAGGGAAAAAAGAUUUCUGCGCUGAGAUUGCAGUGAUUGGUAAUGUUCACCAUGCCAAUUUGGUUAAAUUGAAAGGGUUUUGCGCCCAAGGCAGACGUCGCCUUUUGGUCUAUGAAUAUAUGAAUCGUGGCUCGCUUGACCGGACACUUUUUGGUAGUGGACCAGUCAUAGAAUGGCAAGAGAGACUUGAUAUAGCUCUAGGGACAGCGCGUGGGCUCGCAUACUUGCACGGUGGGUGUGAUCAGAAGAUUAUCCAUUGUGAUGUAAAGCCAGAGAACAUUCUCUUGCAGGAUCAUUUUCAGGCAAAGCUUUCAGAUUUUGGCCUUUCAAAGCUUCUCAGUCCGGAACAAUCCAGUCUAUUUACAACUAUGAGAGGCACUCGUGGCUAUCUGGCACCAGAAUGGCUAACUAACUCUGCAAUCUCAGAAAAAACUGAUGUCUAUAGUUUUGGAAUGGUACUUCUAGAACUUGUCAGUGGAAGGAAAAACACACUAAGACUGCAAAGCCAUAAUCUGAAUGACAGUAGCAGCGGUGGUGGUCAGUCAUCAUCGUCAUCUGGGUCAGGACCUGUUUAUUUUCCAUUGUUUGCACUAGAGAUGCAUGAGCAAGGGAGGUACUUGGAACUAGUUGAUCUAAGACUGGAAGGACGGGUGACAAGUGAAGAGGUGGAGAAAUUUGUGCGUGUUGCAUUAUGUUGUGUUCAAGAGGAACCAGCACUCAGGCCAAAUAUGAAUACUGUUGUUGGCAUGCUGGAAGGUGGCAUCCCUUUGAGCCAGCCAAAUUUUGAUUCGUUGAAUUUCUUGCGCUUUAUUGGACGUCGAUUCACUGAGGCGUCUAUGAUAGAAGAGGGAACUGAGAGAAAUGAUAGAGUGCUGUAUCAAGAGUCAAAUUCUUUUCCUACGCGGACAACAAUUGGCUCGCAUACUUGCUUUUCUUACGUCUCUUCACAGGAGGUUUCAGGCCCAAGAUAGUGUUAACUAGUUGAGUAGCUUGUGUAUAGUCAAUUGUGGAUGGGAAGUAAAUGGUUUUGAUUUUGUAUUUAGAUGUUUUUUCUUUUUUGACGUUGUAUUGGAAUCUACUGUAUAAUUCUUAUAUCUUUCCACAAGGCUUCAGGGUAUCCUAAAUGGCUGUAAUUUAAGAGUUUUUUUUGAGCAAGUAAUAAUACAUAAUUGUGUGGAAA
Messenger RNA from Rosa chinensis, 3415 nucleotides. Its product is annotated as G-type lectin S-receptor-like serine/threonine-protein kinase At5g35370. Lineage: Eukaryota; Viridiplantae; Streptophyta; Magnoliopsida; Rosales; Rosaceae. The coding region runs from base 606 to 3206 and encodes 866 amino acids. The transcript has a single exon. Gene Ontology annotation, biological process: protein phosphorylation. The record is from RefSeq and is a predicted model, not a curated record. Gene Ontology annotation, molecular function: ATP binding; protein serine/threonine kinase activity.